AGGGGGCAGCAGCACAUGCCAUUGCAGUGAUCUUUAGCCAAGCAGCAGGUGAUGAAAGGGAAGAAGCCGAGGCUGAAGUGCUCUACCGACAGGGUCUCAGCAUUUUGCGCAGAUGCCUGGGGCCUGGUCACGCAGACACUUUGCACUGCCUGAACAAUCUAGCCCUGUGCAUGGCCGACCAGGGCAAGAUUCAGCAAGCCGAACAGUUGCUGCGUCGCACUGUUGCUGGAAUGGAGAUGGUGCUUGCACCGACGCAUCCGCGACCAAUUCAAGCUCUCAGCAACUUGGCAUGCUGUUUGGCCGAACAGGGCAAGGUGGAAGAGGCCGAAACCAAUCACCGGCGAGCGUUUGAGAACGCCAAGAAAAGAUUGGGUUGGCAGCACCCUGAAACUUCUGCAUGUGCACAAAGCCUGGCGCAAUUUCUGACCUCUUGUGGCCGUUGCACAGAGGCAGCAUUGCUCGAACUCCAAGCGGACCAGCUUGGAAGGCCUUGCUGGAAGCGAGGGCGGACAUGAGAUUGAAGUCUCACUUUGGAUGAGAAGAACUCAUCAGUUGGCGAGUCCAACUCAGGAGAUUCCCUCUCGUGUAUAGGCUGCAUCGGGGGAGCAGCAACCGGUUGAGUCAUGCCGAGAUGCGAUUUCCCUCGGAGGCUCUGUAAAUGACACAGGAGGCCAGGCCAUGCCAAGCCAGGCCUGCACCUGCAACGCCCCCACCCGACAAAGUCGUGGUGCUCUGUAAAUGCACCUCUCCACGACAAAGUCGUAGAGCUUCACAAGGUGAAACAACACAAAAGUCACAAAAGUCACAAAAGUCACAA
This is a messenger RNA of Cladocopium goreaui, 817 nucleotides long. NCBI's taxonomy places the organism in Eukaryota, Dinophyceae, Suessiales, Symbiodiniaceae. The record is from the annotation of a GenBank genome assembly.